CCAACGGCAGCAGCAGGCCUCACACUUCUCUCUGCUCCUACACAACUUUAUUUAAUCCCUCUCCGGUCCUGGUACCGGUCAGCUCCCCUUCUGGUCCCGGUAACCCCCCCCCCAUCUCUCUCUCCCGGUACCGUUACCCCCCCCCAGUGGUCGCCAUGGAGAGUCUGGAGAAACAGCUGAUCUGCCCGAUCUGUCUGGAGAUGUUCACCAAGCCGGUGGUGAUCCUGCCCUGCCAACACAACCUGUGCAGGAAGUGUGCCAACGACGUGUUCCAGGCUUCCAAUCCCUACCUGACAACGAGGAGCGGCUCAACGGUGUCGUCCGGCGGGCGGUUCCGCUGCCCGUCCUGCAGACAUGAGGUGGUUCUGGACCGACAUGGAGUCUACGGGCUCCAGAGGAACCUGCUGGUAGAGAACAUCAUCGACAUGUACAAGCAGGGGAGCACCAGCAGCAGGCCGGUCCCGGAGCAGAAGGAGGAGCAGCCCAUGUGUGAGACUCAUGAAGACGAGAAGAUCAACAUCUACUGCGUCUCCUGCAGCGUUCCCACCUGCUCCAUGUGCAAGGUGUUCGGCCCGCACAAGGACUGCCAGGUUGCUCCGCUGGACGCUGUCUUCCAGAAGCAAAAGGCAGAGCUCACUGACUGUAUCUCCAUGCUGGUGGGGAACAAUGAGCGGACGCAGGCCAUCAUCAGUCAGCUGGAGGAAACCUGCAGGACCGUCGACGAGAACGGGCGGCAUCAGAAGUCCCAGGUGUGUGAGGCGUGUGAUCACCUGUUCGCUCUACUGGAGGAGAGGAAGGCGGAGCUGACGCUGAGGAUCAGCUGUGAGCAGGAGGAGAAGCUGCACUACGUGCGCAGCCUCAGCAGGAAAUACAGCCAACACCUGGAGAACACGGCCAAGCUGCUGGAAACCAGCAUCCAGACACUGGACACCGCCGAGAUGGCCCUGUUCCUGCAGACGGCCAAACCUGUGUUGCAGAAGAUCGUGGAGGGUAUGAACACCGCUCACCUGGAUAAGGUCCAGCCCGGGUACGAGAACAUGGAUCACCUGACGGGGAGCUUUGAGCGUCAGAGGCGAGCGCUGAUGAGCAUCGACUUCAUCAAACUUGAUGAAGAUGAUGAUGAUGAAGAACAAGUAGCAGAGGAGGUCAGAGGGACAGCCUCAGCCAAUCAGCAGCCUCCUCAAAAGUCUUCAUCCAAUCAGCUGCCUCCUCUGAUGACCUCAGCCAAUCAGCUGCCUCCUCCUAAGACCUCAUCCAAUCACAAGCCUCCUCUGAUGACCUCAGCCAAUCAGCAGCCUCUUCUGACGGCCUUAGCCAAUCAGCUUCCUUCUCUGUCUCCUGCUCAGUCUGCAGGUGUUCAGCUAUUAGCUACGCCUCCUCAGAGACCUUCAGAGGCUCCGCUCACCAUGACCUCAUCGCCGAAAGGCCCCGCCCCCUCGUCGUCCACACAUGUCCCGCCUACGACUAACCCCACCCCCCAGACCGGUCAGCAGGACGAGUCGGAGGACGGACCGAAACACGUGUUCUCCUUCAGCUGGCUCAACCAGAAGUGAAGCUGUGUCUCUCCUGUGUUUCAGCUCACAGCAUCAGCUGAAAUGUUUCCUGAAGACAUUGAUAUGGAAUGUGUGAACACCACCUCGUGUUUGUUUCUCACUUAAAAAAUGUUCUGAUGAUUAAAUGUUUUAUUGUC
Eleginops maclovinus (Patagonian blennie) is the source of this 1690-nucleotide messenger RNA. RefSeq names its product tripartite motif-containing protein 55-like. The transcript is spliced from 9 exons. The record is from RefSeq and is a predicted model, not a curated record. Gene Ontology annotation, molecular function: zinc ion binding; ubiquitin protein ligase activity. Gene Ontology annotation, cellular component: cytoplasm. The coding region runs from base 156 to 1553 and encodes 465 amino acids. Gene Ontology annotation, biological process: protein ubiquitination. NCBI's taxonomy places the organism in Eukaryota, Metazoa, Chordata, Actinopteri, Perciformes, Eleginopidae.